This is a messenger RNA of Symbiodinium pilosum, 1230 nucleotides long. The record is from the annotation of a GenBank genome assembly. NCBI's taxonomy places the organism in Eukaryota, Dinophyceae, Suessiales, Symbiodiniaceae.
AUGAAAGCCGCCAGUCUAAGAGAGAAGAUCUUCGCAGCUUCCUGUGUGCAAGGAACGCCGUUGGAUGCAGAGCCUACCUGCCUAUCAGUCCUCAGCUACAACCUCCUGGCACCAGCGUUUGUGCGACCCAUUGACCUGCGAACUGGGGCCGUGCAGCCUUUUGCAGCUUUUGAGUGGGCCUCUGCAGCGGAUUUGGAGUGGGACCUGCGCAGGAAGCGCUUGCUUGAACAGCUGCAGAGCUGGAAUGUAGAUGUACUGUGCCUGCAGGAGGUCCAGUUCGAAGCCUCGCCUGAUGGCUCGUUCCGGCUGCCAGACUGGCUGGGGCUUCAAGACUACACGGCUUCUAUUCCCGCGGAGAAAUACCUGACUCUCAUCGCAGAGCGGAAUGAGCGCGUUCUUGCGAAUAAAGUUGCCAUUGGCUGUGCCGUCCUGUACCGAAACGGUCGGUUGCAACUGUCGGAGGAUUCUGAGAGUUCACGGAGCGGCGACCCCAACACUCUCGUCUCGGCUUGCUUGCAAGGCGUGCCUGGAUCGCCGCUGGAGCAACUAGGAAAGACUACUUUUUUCUCUGUCCAUCUGGAUGCACAGAGUGAGGAGAAGCGGGUCGACCAGCUUCGAAAAUGCUUGGAAAGAGCUCGCGCUUUAGGUACGCGGCAAGUGGUGUUUGCCGGAGACCUGAACACCGAGUGUCGCCCUGGGUCUUGUAUCCGGGCAUUUGUUUCAGACGAGGCUCCCUCUAACGAGGACAUGGCUAGGGAGUGUGCUUCCGCACUACGCAUUGCUGGCACCGAGGAUGGUGAUGAUGAAAGCCCUGCAAAUCAGAAAGAGCUGAGAGGUGAUGGGGGUGAUGGGGAGCCAUCAGCAGAUCAGCUAGCUGCCUGGCAUUUGCUCUGGCAGAAGGCUGCCAAGUCUCCAUCUGAGCACCGAGUACGACUUAUGCGCGUGCCCACGGGUCCUACACGCUCUGCCUACGAUCACGGCAAGACCGAGGGCCCCUGCGUCUCCUGGCGGUUAGCUCCUGGGUCCGAUCUUGUCAUCACAUUUUUGUUUCUGCAUGCCCUUGUCUUAGCUAUCGUAAAAUGCGAAACAGUAUUAUCUGGUAUGAACUGUUGCUGCUUGCUGCCCAUUUGGAGAGAAGACUGUGGCGUCCUCUGUUUGCAAGAUGGACUGUGGAUUUACAAGCAGGAAGUACUCGAACCUUGUAUAGGUUCUUGUUUGGAUGGAUUUUGA